UUGAUGGACCGAAACCCUGAAGGCCUCAACACCGAAAUUAAUGGCGGGAAACAUAUUCGAGAUCGAUGAAUAUGGAACUGCAGAGGCCGCCUCUGAGAGAGAACAAUCUUUAUGCUGAAGAGCCAAAGAAGAACACUCUGAGGCAUCGUUGAGGUAGAGAGUAGAGGAAGAUGGAGAAAAAAGUUGGGGCUGAGAUCGAAGAGCUUCCGAAGACUAUAGUUCGCCGAGUGGUUAAAGAGAAGCUUUCUCAGUGCUCUCGGAACCAGGAUAUUUCCGUCAACAAAGACUCGCUUCUAGCGUUUUGCGAGAGCGCUCGGAUCUUCAUUCAUUACCUCUCCGCAACGUCGAAUGAUAUAUGCAAGGAAUCGAAGAGGCAGACGAUUAAGGCGGAAGAUGUAUUGAAAGCUCUAGAAGAUAUGGAAUUUCCCGAGUUGGUUAGGCCUCUUAAGGCUUCCCUCAAUGAAUUCAGAAGUAAGAAUGCUGGAAAGAAGGCAGCUGCGUCCAGGAUAAAAGAAGCGAAAAAGAGGAAGAUAGAAGAAGAGCCUACAGUUGAAGGUACUGAUGGUGAAAGCAAAGAUGAUGUUGAAAAUGACAAUGACGAUGACGACAACGGUAACGAUGAAGAUGAAGAUGAAGAUGAAGUUGAGAAUGGCGGCAGUGAUGACUGAGAAACAUGACGUAUUUCCCUAAUUAGAUGCACUUUUUGGCAAGUUCUGUAUCUCUGUCCACGUGGUAGUGAGAGAGGUUCCCAUACCUUAUUAAGUCCAUUUGUUUUCUGGGUUUUUCCCCCAUAGUUUUUCGAAUGCCAGACAUGAAGGACAUGUUUGUUUCUUAGUUUCUAACGUAUAAAAUCCACAAAAUGUUGGUGCA
Messenger RNA from Cucurbita pepo subsp. pepo (vegetable marrow), 870 nucleotides. NCBI's taxonomy places the organism in Eukaryota, Viridiplantae, Streptophyta, Magnoliopsida, Cucurbitales, Cucurbitaceae. The record is from RefSeq and is a predicted model, not a curated record.